Callorhinchus milii (elephant shark) is the source of this 1647-nucleotide messenger RNA. Its product is annotated as dendritic cell-specific transmembrane protein. Bases 1 to 1647 code for a protein of 548 amino acids. Gene Ontology annotation, cellular component: membrane. The record is from RefSeq and is a predicted model, not a curated record. Lineage: Eukaryota; Metazoa; Chordata; Chondrichthyes; Chimaeriformes; Callorhinchidae. The transcript has 4 exons.
AUGUCUCUGCUUAAGACUGCUGGUCAAAUAUGGUCGGGCCUGUGGAAAUUGAUGCUUUUGGAACAAAAGGUUGGUUGGAAAAACAUUGUGUGCCUGCUCACGCUAUGCUUUAUUAUGGGACUGGGAGCUGGAGGCAUCCUUCAUUUGUGCUUGCGGGCAUUGCAAUGCAGCCAUUCCGUGUCUCUGGCAAUCUCUGGGUCCUUCACUGCUGUUACUGGCGCAGCUUUAUUUCUUUCCAAAUAUCUCAGGUGCAUCACUCUGAUAUUCCUCAUCUCGUGCGGAACGCAACAGGGCCGCAAUGGUCUGAUUACUGCCGGCACCAGUGUGGUGCUUCUUAAAUGUGCCCAGAACAUCUUCACCAAUUUACAAGGCUUAGCAGAGAGUGCAGUCUGCUACCUGGAGCACAUGCUUCCAUCUAUCAGAGGAAUUAUGGAAAUGUACCGUGAAGUAAUAAAGUGGAUUUCUGAACAAGCUUUGAAAAUCCCCAAAAAUAUAUUUGUGAAGUUAGAAGAUAAAUUUGAGUUGAACUACAGAGUGGAAGAUGAAGAUUUCGAAAGAAACCUGAGCACAGUGAAACAUCGCUUAAAGAGUCUCGGGGAUAACAUCAAAUCGUCGUUUGAUAUAAUCUUUCUCGUUUGGAAAAACACUUUGGCCAUAAUUGGUGUUUUAUUCAUCCUGGUAGCCACUUGGUUCUAUAUUAGAAGGUAUUUAAACAAAAUGAAAUUUGAAAAUGUAUUUAUCACAAACCAGUUUCUGAAAUACGACGCAGCCCAGAAAGAAAAAGGGAAGCCUCAUCUUCUCUCAUUGACUCAAAAAGAGAGAAAAUACAUCAUAGAAUUCCCAUCACUGUGGUUGACAGCAAGGGAAUGGAAAACAAUGGCAAGAUUUUUCACUCCCAUCUUUAUUAAUCUGUGCGCUUGGGCAACAAACAUAAUGAUUGAUUGGGCACUGUACAUCUUUAUUUCUUCAAUAAGAAAUCAGCUAGAAAUUCUGCCAGCAAUAAACAUAACAAUAAGCAUGAAAUCUGACGUACAGCUUAAAUUCAUUAAUAUUCCUAUAGAAAUUCAAAAUCCUGUGAAAAUGUCUGCACAAAUGUUUUCAUAUGAAACACAUUUGUAUAAACGUGAAUGCAUCCCUCGACCGACUCUAUCAAUUACAGAGAUAUGGAUCCCACUUGUUGUAAUAAUUGCUGCCCUCAUGUUAGUCACAUUAUUUUCAGCUAAAUUAACAGUAUUGAAAGUUCUGGUUUUAGCCUCAUUUUACCCUGACACCGAGAGCGACCGAGUACAGUUCCUGCACCAAAAAUUGCUACAGAAAAGAAUGUCAGUAAACCUGGAAAACAGAGAGAAGAAACUGAGCACUCAGGCUAACUCGGCACUUUACCUCUUUAUGAAAUUGGCAGUGGGAAUGGAGACUUGGCAGUGGUGUGUUGGCAUAUCAAUGGCACACAUGCUUGGCAAUAGCACACAGGAUAGCAAUAACACUCACGUUGGCCUUGGCACACAAGCUGGCAAUAAAACCCAGGCUAGCAUAGUACAACAACUGGCAAUCAACAUGCCAAUAGGCAGACAGGUCUUCUUUUGGUUCCCCAUCUUCAAAAUGCACUAUAAAACCCACCCACUAGAAGCACCACUUGAUGAGCUUUGA